AUGUAUUUCCACCUCGAGCUUUCUAUCAAAGUCUAUCGGGUCACUGGUCUGCUGCGCAACAACGACGAUAGCAUAAGGACAGCUAAAGCCUGGACAUCCCAAAAAGGGGAGGAGGUAAAUGAAUAUAAAUAUCCCCCACUCACCAAUCGUGACUUCACAAGUCUGAAAAAGAUUUUUGGACCCCUGAAUGACUACAGAGUAGACACACUGCAUCUCCAGAAUACCGGCUGCGUGGAUAGUUUGGAACAGCUUGCUUGGACGGUCGAUCUUCUCGGCGGAAACGGUCAGCUUAGCCAAGUGGGUCACUUCACGGCCUUGUUCCGUGAUCCCAAGACGGUUGGCUGGUGA
Molecule: messenger RNA, 348 nt
Organism: Aspergillus caelatus
Lineage: Eukaryota; Fungi; Ascomycota; Eurotiomycetes; Eurotiales; Aspergillaceae
Exons: 2
Coding region: 1-348 (115 amino acids)
Source: RefSeq, a predicted model, not a curated record